CCUUAAACCAUCCCCUCCUUUCCUUGACCAACCCAACCGAGCUUGACGUUACCGGCUAGAGACCUCUGCAGCAAGACGUACCGACUUUCAUGCCAUUCCGUCAAUCCCUUCUCAAGGGAUGCCUCUUCAUAUACGUUCUCUCGUGUGCUGCCAUAUCGUGCGAGGCACGACCAGCAACGUUCAACAACGGCACUUCAUUCAUCUUCAGUAAUGAAUCUGGCACGGUCCAAAUUACGGAUCCGGUUAUGGGGAACGCAAUUGCACAGGGUUCUGCUAAUGACGGUGCGGGAAACGGCAUAAACGUUCCUGCACUCCUGUGGAUUGUUUUCGCGUUCUUGCUUGGGAUCCCGUUGUUAACUGCUGGCGUUCGUUUGGGUCGUUUCACGAGUGGUGUCGGUCUUGGCCUUGGUAUCGCCGUUUCAAUAUGGGCUUCUAUAAUCAAUACUGCCAGCGAAGGCAACAUCGCCGACAUGGUCAUCCUAGCGAUCACCGUCGCCCUCUUCGUCAUCGGCUUUGUUAUCGGAGUCGUCACGAUCGAGUACCGAGUAGGAACGGCCGUACUCGGCGCAGCAGGCGGUCUGUCGAUCAUGAUGCGAAUAAUAUUGAUGAAGGAAGAUUUACUUGUUGGAGUGUAUUAUGUUGAUUGGUUGCUUUGUGCGGUAUUUGGUGCGGUGGGAUUGGUAAUUGUUGUUUGGAAGGAGCGAUGGGGAGUUAUUGUUGGGAGCUCUGCUGCUGGCUCCUUCCUCAUCUGUCUUGGGAUCGACCUCCUCAUCAAUAAGCAGGCUGGCAUGUCGCGCGGGCUUCGCUUCAUGUUCGACCGAAAUUCACAUCAUCUGUCUGACAUCUUUGGAACGGGAUAUAAACCGUUAAUAUCAUCUCAAAUCAUCAUGAUCAUCACCAUCGCAGUAAUACCCAUUUUCGCAUAUGCACAACACAAAUUCUUCCCGCGUCCCUUCCGUGUUUCCCGACAUCGACCGUCCUCAUUCCUGGGUGACGAUGCGAGCAUCCGCUCACGUACCUGGAUAGGUCGAAUCCGCGGACGGAAACACUCUCCCAUACCUCCCUCAGCCGAUCCCAACUCGGAUAAAAACGCAAGUACGCAAGCGCUUGUAACGAACGUCGACGUUCCCAACUCGCCGGGUGGAAUGGGAGGGAAGUAUCGAGAUGAACCACCCCACAAGGAGGAGGUCCUACAAGCUGCAGGCGUUCCGACGCUGCAGUUUACUCAACAUUGAUCUUUGUUUUCACUAAAAACAAUUUUUUUUGAACGGACGGACGGACUUGCUUUGCAUAUUUAUGUAGAUAUACUCUGAAUAACUUAAAGCCUUAGAAAUGGACGGUAGAUGGACGGUACUAAUGGACUUACGCAUUGCGUAUUGGAGUUUCUUGCAUCAAAACAUUUUCUUGAUAUGCUUAUUUGCAUCCCAAUCCCAUCCUCCCUUUUAUUUCCUUUUCCUUGAUACGCAUGUUCUCAUAUCAUCUUCAUUUGGCCUCACCUCACCUCAGCACGUCACACUAGUACUUGAACAAAGUCAGCACGAGGCUGCACAAUUCCACUUAUCUUGCUUUUUGCUCCUUCUCUCUUUGUUCUUGCAUUCGCAACUUGACAUUGCAAUCCUUCGCAUUGGUCCUUCGCACAUUCGUCAUUUCUUAGUUGCAUUUGCAGUUUUUGCAUUGACAUGUAGGACUGGUCCAAUUCUUUUCUGUGAAUCAAUCUUUUCUUUAUC
Molecule: messenger RNA, 1727 nt
Organism: Fomitiporia mediterranea MF3/22
Lineage: Eukaryota; Fungi; Basidiomycota; Agaricomycetes; Hymenochaetales; Hymenochaetaceae
Exons: 5
Coding region: 90-1235 (381 amino acids)
Source: RefSeq, a predicted model, not a curated record